AUCUGGGCAUUCAUACCGUCCUACGUACCUAGAUGUCCAUCUCACGACUGUUGCGGCCAUAGCACAGGCACAUAGUGCCGGAUAUGCGCCCAUCCACGAGCCGCUCGAAUCAAGAGGCAUUGCUCCCCCUGGCACGCGGUCAGGUCUCAGAGAUCGGCCGUUGCCGGAAGUCUCCCCGCUCAUGAUGAGGUAGCUACUGAUAAAUAAUAUUCAGCCGGGGACCGCACAGGUUUUACGGUGACUAUGAUGCCCACGAUUUCAAGCGGGUGCUUGCCUCACGACCAAUCCUUCGGACCCCGCAGCGAUGAGGCUCUUACUUGCAUUUCUAGGUCUUGCCAGCAUCGCCGCUGCUGUGCCUAGCCCCCAACUCACCGAAGAUGGAGGAGUAUCGGGACGCGCCACCUGGCCAAAUGGCCCGUUCGUCACGUCCGGCCACUGGAUCGUCGACGCAUCGGGCAAGAACCUGACCUACGCGGGCACCAACUGGCCGGGCCACGCCGACGUCAUGAUCCCCGAAGGGCUGCAGUACCAGUCCAUCGAGACCAUCGUGCAGAAGAUCAAGAGCCUCGGCAUGAACGCCGUCCGCCUGACCUUUGCCAUUCAGAUGGUCGACGAGAUCUACGCCAACGGCGGCCGGGACAUCACGAUCCAAAGAGCCUUCGUGCAGGCGCUGGGCCAAGCCAACGGCAUAAAGGUUCUCAACCAGGUGCUGGCCAAGAACCCACAGUUCACCCCAUCCACAACCCGACUGCAGGUCUUCGACGCCGUAGCCGCCGAGCUCGCCAAGCAGCAGAUCUACAUCCACCUAGACAACCACAUCUCCAAGGGCAUGUGGUGCUGCUCGAGCACCGACGGCAACAGCUGGUGGGGGGACACCCACUUCCCGCUAGCCAACUGGACGCGCGGGCUGGCCUACAUGGCCGAGCACGGCGGCAAGACCUGGUCCGGUCUCGUGUCCGUCGGCCUGCGCAACGAGCCGCGCGAGCCGACCAACAACCGCACGCUCAGCAGCCAGUCCUACAACUGGCAGGCCUGGCACGACUAUAUGCGGCAGGGCGCCGCCGCCGUGCACGCCGCCAACCCGGGCUUGUUGAUCUUCCUGUCGGGCCUGUCGUUCGACACCUACCUGACCCCCGUCGUGCGGGGCCAAGCCUUGACGCCCGGCACGGCGACUUUUAAUCGCGAUCAGUUUGCGCCGGGUUUCGCGGACAAGCUCGUGCUGGAGCUGCACAACUACGAGAACAGCAUUGGCAGCUGCGCCAGUCUGCAGGGGAACCUCUUGCGGAACGGGUUCGAGGCGCUGCAGGGUGGUAAUUCAGUGGCGAAUGUGUUCCCCGUGAUGAUGACCGAGUUUGGGUUCCAGAUGGACGCCAGCACAUGGCGGGGCGUGUAUGCGAGUUGCCUGGCCAGCUUCUUGCCUUCGAUCAAGGCCGGGUGGACGAUUUGGGUGUUGGCGGGCAGCUAUUACAUCCGGUCGGGUACUCAAGACUAUGACGAGGGCUGGGGCCUGUUGAACCAUGACUGGAGUGCGUGGCGCAGUCCGAGUUAUGUCGACGGGGCGCUGAAGGCUAUGGUGAGGAAUACGCUGAGUUGAGGCUGUCCACGACUGGAUACAGUAUAUAUAGCAGUAGCGAUAGUAGUGCAGUGAGCUGGUGGUCGUCAAGCGUACUUUAGAGAAUUUGUUCUGUUCGUUGCUUGUGUCUUGAGGAUGUUCCAUAAAAAUAGUGAGAGGAGAAAGCUCAACAUGACGAACGACUGCAAAACACCGUUUUUCUGUGAAAGACAAAGCGGAUACCGGUGCUGGCAGGAAAGUGUAGAGUAGUAGCUAUCAGAAAAUUCCAAACCCAAUCGAACUCUGCCACCAUGAAGAGAGCAGAGCAGUCACGGGACCCUUCGAAGCCGCGGAGCAUUCUUUAGGGUCAUUCCGACCAGAAAACCGACAUCAAAAUAGCAAUUAGAGGCACGGCUAGGGAACUGUCAGCGAAUAUCAACACGGCACCGCGUCGAAACAUC
Molecule: messenger RNA, 2013 nt
Organism: Chaetomium strumarium
Lineage: Eukaryota; Fungi; Ascomycota; Sordariomycetes; Sordariales; Chaetomiaceae
Product: glycoside hydrolase superfamily
Exons: 1
Coding region: 305-1594 (429 amino acids)
Molecular function (GO): hydrolase activity, hydrolyzing O-glycosyl compounds
Source: RefSeq, a predicted model, not a curated record